Messenger RNA from Pelmatolapia mariae (spotted tilapia), 777 nucleotides. RefSeq names its product OX-2 membrane glycoprotein-like. The record is from RefSeq and is a predicted model, not a curated record. NCBI's taxonomy places the organism in Eukaryota, Metazoa, Chordata, Actinopteri, Cichliformes, Cichlidae. Gene Ontology annotation, cellular component: cell surface; axon; neuronal cell body. Gene Ontology annotation, molecular function: cell-cell adhesion mediator activity. Bases 1 to 777 code for a protein of 258 amino acids. Gene Ontology annotation, biological process: negative regulation of neuroinflammatory response; heterotypic cell-cell adhesion. The transcript has 4 exons.
AUGAAGCCCGUGGAAACUGCUCUAACAGCAGUGAUCCAAACACAGCAGACUGUGCUGGCAGCAGUGGGAGAAGAUGCUGAAUUCAGCUGUCAGCUCUUGGAGACUAAAGACGUCCUUCAGGUCACAUGGCAGAAAGUUACUACUGGGAAAAAGAAUGUUGCCACCUACAGCAACUACUAUGGUCAGAGAGUGAAUGAGGGCUUUUCUAAUAAAAUUGUGUUUAAAUACACUGGACUACAGAACUGCUCUAUAGUCGUCAGGAAUGUGACGGAGCAGGAUGAAGGCUGCUAUCACUGCCUGUUUAACACUUAUCCUGAAGGAGCUCUGACAGGUAGAACCUGCCUCCAAGUCUAUGAGCUGCAUGAACCUGUUGUUGAUGUCAGAGAGUCAAACUCUACUGAAGAGUGGGUUGUUUCCUGUUCAGCCACUGGUCGACCUGCUCCCACUGUAACACUCAGUGUCUCACAACAAGACCUCAACUUCUCACAGUACAACACUGUCAGUGUGUCCAACACCAACGCUACAUUCACUGUCACCACUACAGCUGUGCUCUCAGGUUCACGUACACAGAGCACACAGGUGGGAUGUGCAGCACGAGUGCUCUCUGCUCCUCACAGAGAGGUGAUGGUGAUGAUUCCUGAUGAUGGGGAUGAUGAUGAUGACGAUGAUGGAAUCAGGAUUUCAGUCAUUCUGUCGUCUGUGUUGUUGGUGCUCUGUGUUGCUGUUCUCAUCUUUGUCAAGUAUAGAAAGAAACCUCAGCGCAGGCACUCGUCUUAA